AUGGAGUGCCUGAGCGGGCUGAGUAGAGUUCAAUUGAUGAGAGGAAAAGGGGUGUUCUGCCACAGGUGCCCAAGUGCCAAGCUGAGAAUUGCUCGCCAGCCAGCAGCAACAGCAGGUAAACAGUUAUCUACCACCAACGCAGCAGCAGCAACAGCAAGUAAACAGUUAUCUACCACCAACGCAGCAGCAGCAACAGCAAGUAAACAGUUAUCUACCACCACCGCAGCAGCAGCAGUAGCAAGUAAACAGUUAUCUACCACUCCCGCAGCAGCAGCAGUAGCAAGUAAACAGUUAUCUACCACCACCGCAGCAACAGCAGCAGCAAGUAAACAGUUAUCUACCACCACCGCAGCAGCAGCAGUAGCAAGUAAACAGUUAUCUACCACCACCGCAGCAACAGCAGUAGCAAGUAAACAGUUAUCUACCACCACCGCAGCAGCAGCAGUAGCAAGUAAACAGUUAUCUACCACCAACGCAUCAGCAGCAACAGCAAGUAAACAGUUAUCUACCACCACCGCAGCAGCAGCAGUAGCAAGUAAACAGUUAUCUACCACCAACGCAGCAGCAGCAACAGCAAGUAAACAGUUAUCUACCACCACCGCAGCAGCAGCAGUAGCAAGUAAACAGUUAUCUACCACCACCGCAGCAACAGCAGCAAGUACACAAUUAUCUACCACUACCGCAGCAGCAGCAAGUAAACAGUUAUCUACCACUACCGCAGCAGCAGCAAGUAUAUAG
Haliotis rufescens (red abalone) is the source of this 738-nucleotide messenger RNA. RefSeq names its product antifreeze protein Maxi-like. The record is from RefSeq and is a predicted model, not a curated record. Lineage: Eukaryota; Metazoa; Mollusca; Gastropoda; Lepetellida; Haliotidae. Bases 1 to 738 code for a protein of 245 amino acids. The transcript is spliced from 2 exons.